Calidris pugnax (ruff) is the source of this 3697-nucleotide messenger RNA. RefSeq names its product sarcoglycan epsilon (gene SGCE). The record is from RefSeq and is a predicted model, not a curated record. Lineage: Eukaryota; Metazoa; Chordata; Aves; Charadriiformes; Scolopacidae. Gene Ontology annotation, cellular component: membrane; sarcoglycan complex. The transcript has 11 exons. The coding region runs from base 1758 to 3101 and encodes 447 amino acids.
GUUUUAUUAACCACAUGAAAUUGUAAUAAACUAUUUAAAUUUUAAGAUUCAUUUUAAUUUUUUAUGUUAGGUAAAAGUAUUAGAAAGGUACUCUGUUCAGUGCUGUGUUAAAGGCGGUUUCCAAAGGUGGGGAAAGAGACUGCUGUGGGAUUUGAUCAAUAAAACAUCCAGAGCUUGAGACUAUUAAUUGUGCACUAUCAGGCUGGAGGAGAGGGAAGUAACUAAACAUAGACUAAAUCUCUGCAGGCGGUGGGGAUCUAGUCCGUGCCAUCAGGAGUCUGGGACAUGAUUCAUCUCGUUUCACAGGAGAAAUCAAAUUAAUCAACCCCUAGAAGCGCCUGUUUCUUCUCCGCUGACUAUAAAAGGAGCCUGACUAGCUCGGUGGUGGAUGUUGUUUCUGUAGGCAUCUAAAAUUAGGUGGGAGAGAUUCCACACUGAGGACGUGGUGGGAGAGCUGGAGUGGCUGUGAUUAUUGCCUCGUUAGCAGUGGCUUUUGAAGCGGAUCUCCAGUAAGAAGGUUGGUGUAGUGAUAAGGCUGGAGAAAUUAUACCAGGAUUAGGAGAUGACACCAGCUGGAUCCACAUUUCCAAUGUAUCUUCCUUGUUGAUGCAAGCGUUGAUCCCCGUGGGUUUGUUAGGAGGGCUCUGAAGGCUCCUUUGGAGUCGCUCUUCCCCCUUUGGCAGGCACGGCAGGUAGCGGUGUGUCCCCGUACCUGGGACUUAUCUCCAUUCACCACCUGUGUAAUCCUCACCGCGUUGACAAAAAUUGUCAGCAAGGAUUCAGGGCGUUGACUUAAAUUGAACCAUAAUGUGGAACAGUAGUACGACCUACAGCGUGUCCUGUUAAGACACCAUGAGAGACAUCUAUGAGAUGAGUAUUCUCCAGCUGUACUUUAAACUUGUUGAUAAAGUGGUUUCUUACCCGUUCAAUGCAUCACAAUGAUUUUUGUAUUCUAAUUCAUCACAAUGUGUAUAUAGUACUAUGUCAAAUACGUUAUACAUAAAUAAGGUUUGCUUUUAUCAAUUAAAUUGUAAUUACAUAAAAAAAUAGCAUAUUGCUUUUUAAAUAUGCUGCUGGUUCUGAAUGAAGUUUCCUUUAGGUUUUUAAUUCUGAGUCCUGUAAAAUAUGGCUUCAUUUUUUUGUUUGGAAUCGGUGACACCUGACUGGGCUGUAAUUGCCCAUGUCCCUCUGUUUUAUCCUUUGAUACAAGCACAUCUUCAGUGAUAAGCUCUGUAGGCAGGUUUUUAGCUGUAUGGUACCUGAACUUGCUGGUCUGAGAAGGUCCAACGUUGAGCACUCACUGGAACCCUGAGCUGAACUGGGUUCCUUAGUCCUUUUCUGAAUGAGAACUGGAGAAUCUGCCACUUCCAGUCAGUGGGGAGUUGGUGCCAUUGGUUGGUAAGGUUCCUCUGUAGUUCUCAUGUUCCUUAUUUUGAUGUAAAAUAGCAAGAAAACAGGAUUGUAUGGUUCAUUUAACCUGUUCUUAUUUAUGUACUGUUACAAAUAAACCAGUUAUAAAAUUACAGUAGCCUCCCUUGUUUGUUUUUUUGUUGUUGUUGCAGUAAAAGCAAAGGGCAGGUGCAGGUCCUGAAAUCCUGGGGCAGUGGGUCGUUCAUGGCAGCGUGGGAUGGGAGAGGGGCUUUGCUCUGUGGCCUCUUCCUAAAGCUCUGCAACCUUUUAAAAAACCCACCAUAUUAACAGUAUCUAAUAUUCCUCGUUUUCCUUCCCCUGGAUUGCCCACGCUGCUGUUGCAGUGCAUGCUGUGUUCUCUAGGGCAUGUCUCAUUUUGGCUGUUUUCUGUCUCUCUUCUUCCCUUCUGCCUUCCAGUGUACACCAUUCUGUCUAAGGUGCACUCUGACCGGAACGUCUACCCUUCUGCUGGAGUUCUCUUUGUUCAUGUUUUGGAGAGAGAGUACUUUAAGGGGGAAUUCCCUCCUUACCCAAAGCCUGGUGAAAUAAGUAAUGAUCCCAUCACGUUUAAUACCAACCUGAUGGGUUACCCCGACAGGCCCGGGUGGCUGCGCUACAUACAGAGGACCCCCUACAGCGAUGGGGUGCUCUACGGCUCCCCGACCGUGGACAGCGUGGGCAAACCCACCGUCAUCGAGAUCACUGCAUACAACAGGCGUACCUUUGAGACAGCAAGACAUAAUUUGAUCAUUAAUAUAAUGUCAGCAGAAGAUUUCCCUCUGCCCUAUCAAGCGGAGUUCUUCAUAAGGAACAUGAACGUAGAGGAGAUGUUGGCCAGUGAGGUUCUCGGAGACUUCCUGGGGGCGGUGAAAAACGUGUGGCAGCCGGAACGCCUCAACGCCAUCAACAUCACCUCGGCCCUGGACAGGGGAGGGAGAGUCCCCCUCCCCAUCAACGACAUGAAGGAGGGGGUCUAUGUCAUGGUCGGGGCAGAUGUCCCCUUCUCUUCCUGCCUGCGGGAGGUGGAAAACCCCCAAAAUCAGCUGCGGUGCAGCCAGGAAAUGGAGCCCCUCAUCACCUGCGACAAGAAGUUCCGUACACAGUUCCACAUCGACUGGUGUAAGAUCUCCCUGGUUGACAACACAAAGCAAGUGUCCACCUUUCAGGAGGUGGUUCGUGGCGAGGGGAUACUGCCCGAUGGCGGGGAGUACAAGCCCCCUUCUGACUCCCUGAAGAGCAGAGACUAUUACUCGGAUUUCCUCGUUACCCUGGCCGUGCCCUCGGCAGUAGCACUGGUGCUGUUCCUAAUCCUUGCCUAUAUCAUGUGCUGCCGACGGGAAGGAGUGGAAAAGAGAAACAUGCAAACACCAGACAUCCAGCUGGUGCACCACAGCGCGAUCCAGAAGUCCACCAAAGAGCUGCGGGACAUGUCCAAGAACAGGGAGAUGGCCUGGCCCCUCUCCACGCUGCCCGUCUUCCACCCCGGCACCGGCGAGGUCGUGCCGGCCCUUCACGCCGACAGCUUCGAGCCCACCAGCAUGCCCCUCAUGCAGACCCAGCAGAACCUGCCCCACCAGACGCGGAUCCCGCAGCAGCAGAGCGCAGGAGAAUUUCGUAUGACAACAUUUCAAAGAUUUGAGGUAAAUGGUAUUCCUGAGGAGCGGAAGCUGACGGACGCCAUCACUUUGUGAUGGGAGAAGGCGGCGAAUGGUCCCGUUCCCCCCCCCCCCCAGGGAUGCAGAGUGUCGGGCUGCAGCACCGGGUGGUGCAGUGACGGAGCCUGGGACCCCCCGAAACCCGAGGGACCCCCCGACCCCUGAGGGACUCCAGCCCUUUGUACCGGACACGAUGGACAAUUUGUAAACACCCCGGUAACUUUUUAUAUCUGUUACAUUCAGAAAGUAACCUCUCAACUCUACGUAUGGAUAAAUACUCGACUCUGUUCUGUCUUGGGAUCUCUCCUGGAAGCUUUCCCGGGGAAAUCAAAGCUUCUGGAGGAGGGGUUCAGCGUGGUGGGACAGAUGAUGGCACUGCCCCACCUUACCUGUCACACAGUUCCACCUGAGCAGCAAAACCUGGGCAGUGGGAUGAGGCUUUAUUAUCCCAGCUUUAGUAGGCAUGGAUUUUGUGGAGACUCUCAAAAUGUAACAAAGUUUUUGAGAAAAAAAAAAACUCAACAAAAAAACCCAAAGGAAAACCUAAAACUAUUCCUGUUGAAAAUUGGAUUUCUGUUUCUUGACCCAAUUUGACACCUUGUAAGCAAGAAACUGUUUAAAAUCUGUCCAUU